AUGUUUGCUUACUUUCGACAUUUUAAACAGGGAUCUUUACUACCAAAGACACCGGUUGGAAUUCUGCGAAAGACCCCAACCUCCGGCCUAAACAAUGGGGAUCAGGUAGUCGCAGUGAAGAGACGUCCCGGUUCCACACCGAAAUCUGUAAAAAUUGAUGAAUCUUCGUUGCACACAAACGCUCUUGGGAACGGUGGAAAAUCCAACGGCGGAGGUCGUAUUGCAACUACAAAGGUCCUAGAGAAUCAAAUCAUCGAAUGCCUGCGGUUGGAAAGGAUAGAUCUGACCAAACCUCCCUACUCAGACGAGAUCAUCGUUCCCAAACUCCCAGGCAAGGCUUGGAAGCGACAACUUCCUUUCCGGGCCGAUGACGGUCUCUUCGACAGUGAGUUUAUCGACGAACGACGGAAGGGUCUGGAGAGUUUCAUCAAUAAUGUUCCCAUGUCAAUUUCGUGUCUUUGUACUAUUUGGGGUUGA
This is a messenger RNA of Dibothriocephalus latus, 477 nucleotides long. The record is from the annotation of a GenBank genome assembly. Lineage: Eukaryota; Metazoa; Platyhelminthes; Cestoda; Diphyllobothriidea; Diphyllobothriidae.